AUGAGAGUGUGGCCCCUGGUGGGUGCCAGGAACACAUGCUGUGGGACCGCAGAGAAGGAAGUGGCCAGGAUGGGCCAGGCCAGGAGCCUCUGUGGGUGGGCACCCAGGACACUGCCCUUUGGCUUCCAGGGUGACCAGCAGGAUGAGGAGGAAGAGACCCAGAUGAAGAAGUCCGAGUCAGAGGUGGAAGAGGCAGCAGCCAUCAUAGCCCAGCGGCCUGACAACCCGCGGGAGUUCUUCAAGCAGCAGGAGCGAGUCGCCUCGGCAUCCACGGGCAGCUGUGAUGCGCCCUCGCCCUUCAACCACCGACCAGGUCGUCCGUACUGCCCUUUCAUAAAGGCAUCGGACAGUGGGCCUUCCUCCUCCUCCUCUUCCUCCUCCUCCCCUCCACGGACUCCCUUUCCCUAUAUCACCUGUCACCGCACCCCAAACCUCUCUUCCUCCCUCCCAUGCAGCCACCUGGACAGCCACCGGAGGAUGGCGCCCACUCCCAUCCCCACCCGGAGCCCAUCUGACUCCAGCACCGCCUCCACCCCUGUCGCAGAGCAGGUCGAGCGGGCCUUGGGUGAGGUCACGUCCUCGCAGCCUCCGCCACUGCCGCCACCGCCACCACCAGCCCAAGAGAGCCAGGAGCCCAACCCCAUCCCGGACAGCGAGGAAACCUGGGCCGGCCCUGCAGAAGAGCCCUCUCAGGCCCAGGGCCCUCCCCGGGGGCAAGGCAGCCCUGUGGAGGACUUGAUGUGCACAGAGUCUCUGGAGCAGGCUAUCCCGGCUGCCCCCGUGGCGCCUGCCACGGCUGACGCCAUCGCGACUGUGGCCUCGGUGGCUGACGCCAGUGAAGCUGGCACCAUUGAAACCGCCUCUGCCGCUGACAGCACUGUGGCCCGCAGCGCGCCCGCCAUCACGGCCAGCCUUGUCGACUUGUGGCCUGGCAGCGGGGAAGGGGCCUCCGCGCUCCAGGCCGAGCCCCGCGCUCCCACGCCACCUUCGGGCACCGAGGUCGCCCUGGCGGAGGUGCCCCUGCUGGACGAGGGGGUGCAGGAGCCGCUGCCGCCAGCGGGCGAAGGCUGUGCCAGCCUUCUCAAUUUUGACGAGCUGCCCGAGCCGCCGGCCACCUUCUGUGACCCAGAGGAGGAAGCGGAGGGCGGGCCCCUGGCCGUCCCCCAGACCCCAACUCUGCCCUCGGCUCUGGAGCAGCUGGAGCAGGAGCCGGAGCCCCACCUGCUGACCAACGGAGAAACCGCCCAGAAGGAGGGGACCCAGGCCAGUGAGGGCUACUUCAGUCAGUCACAGGAGGAGGAGUUUGCCCAAUCGGAAGAGCCGUGUGCAAAGGCUCCGCCUCCUGUGUUCUACCACAAGCCUCCAGGUAGCGGGGGUGAAGGCUGGGGAGCACGCGGGGCCGCCCCCCGCGCCGGCCCUGUCCAGACGGCCCGCCGCGCCUGCAUUCGCAGCAGCUCCGCCUGGCACCCACUCCGGAUUCCGGCCCUGGCCCGGGGCCUGGCCGCUUCCCUGCCCACCGGGCCUGACUUUUACAGCUUUUCUCUCUUUUUUUUAAAGUUGGUAGGAGACUUGUACAGUUGA
Molecule: messenger RNA, 1581 nt
Organism: Carlito syrichta (Philippine tarsier)
Lineage: Eukaryota; Metazoa; Chordata; Mammalia; Primates; Tarsiidae
Gene: DBN1
Product: drebrin 1
Exons: 8
Coding region: 1-1581 (526 amino acids)
Source: RefSeq, a predicted model, not a curated record